CUCUCUCUCUCUCUCUCUCUCUCUCUCUGGAAGCAACUCGAUAAUGAAUUGCCAGAUGAACUCCUCCAUGGGGUUUACAGCUGAAUCGGCAAUGGAGGUGGUGGAAUAUUCUUGUGUGCCACCUGGUUUCAGAUUCCACCCCACGGAGGCAGAGCUCGUCGGAUACUAUCUUGCAAGAAAGGUGGCCUGCCAGAAGAUCGAUCCGGACGUCAUUCGGGAUGUCGAUCUCUAUCGAAUGGAGCCAUGGGAUCUCCAAGAUCGGUGCAAGUAUGGCCAUGAAGAGCAAACCGAAUGGUACUUCUUCAGCUUCAAGGACAGGAAGUACCCCAGCGGAACUCGCACCAACAGAGCCACCGCUGCCGGAUUCUGGAAAGCAACGGGGCGCGACAAGCCCGUUCUCUCCAGCUCUCGAAUCAUAGGGAUGAGGAAGACUCUGGUGUUCUACGAGGGACGAGCCCCGAACGGGAGGAAGACCGAUUGGAUCAUGCAUGAGUACCGUCUUCAGACGAGUCAACACGGACCGCCUCAGGAAGAAGGAUGGGUCGUCUGUAGAGCGUUCCAAAAGCCAAGCCCUAGUCCGAGGCCAUGCUACACCAUCGAUGGACCUCGCUCUCCGGUGAACUUUUCCAGGCCUGCCUUCCUCAUGGAUUCUUACGUGAGGGGCAUAGAACAUGCGUUUGACAUUCCACAGAUGGACAGUCCAAGCUUAUCCACGAAGGAAUGGACGGUCCAACAUGGUGACGAGCACGGUGCUAACAAGAGAAGAAGCAACUGUGACGGCCAGCUGAUAGAUUGGAAGGUUUUGGACAAGUUGCUCUCAUCGCAGAUCAACGAGUCAACUUCUUCCGACAUGGCGAUCGCAGAUUAUGAUGCGGGCGCUGGUCAAAGUCAAGCAGAACAUUUUCUUUCGUUCUUUGAUAGCUCAUGAUGCUGAGAUGGUACACGAGCUCUUUAACGAUCAUUAACUCUUUCUUCUACUAUGCAAUCAAUCCCGGGGUGAUAGGAAAGUAGUGAGCAGGUGCUGAUCUCUGAGUCUGAUGUAAUAGGUUUAGUGUUCGUAUAUCUUGUAAGUGUUGCAUCGACCUCUGAAAGCUGUAUAACUAUGUCUUCUCUUU
This is a messenger RNA of Musa acuminata subsp. malaccensis (wild Malaysian banana), 1115 nucleotides long. Its product is annotated as NAC domain-containing protein 30. Gene Ontology annotation, biological process: regulation of DNA-templated transcription. Gene Ontology annotation, molecular function: DNA binding. The record is from RefSeq and is a predicted model, not a curated record. NCBI's taxonomy places the organism in Eukaryota, Viridiplantae, Streptophyta, Magnoliopsida, Zingiberales, Musaceae.